UCUUCCGAUGUCUCAGGAAGCGCUGCUGUCGCUGCGUCAGGAGCUCCGAAAAUGCUUUCGGAGUUUAGAGGCGAGCCGCACCGUUUGGGGGUCUGCUCUGGAGGAGUGCUCCCCUUUGCUGAGCUCCCUGGGAAACCUCGCCGAGCAGCUGAGGGCGCUGAAGUGUGUAGAACUGCUAAACACGCCUCUCGCCAAGUUUCCAGACCUUCAAGAACGCCUUCAGCACAAACUCACGCAGGCAGCAGACACUGUCCUCAGCAAAUUAACUGAAAAAAUGGAUGCCCUUCAAGUGGUGAAGGAUUCCAUCAGUAAGCAGGUGUUUGCGCUUUUCCAGCUAUAUGAGCAGAACUCCGACUUCCUUGAUCUGCGCUCUUGUGUUGCCAGAUCUGCCAUUUCUCCAUCUAUUGCUGACAUGUUGGAAUGGCUCCAGGACGCAGAAUACUACUAUCGUGUCCAAUAUGUUCAGAGGAGCAGCCUGCUACAGAUGCUAAAGCCUGAUGACCUUACACUUAUGGAGACAGCACCAAAGAGAUGGGCAUCUUUAGAUUCCCCUAGUAGAGAAGAAAGAAUUUCAGAUGCACUCUUUCAAGUGUCCUUCUUCUUGGAGUCUGAGUAAACUGUUAUUGAGUUUCUGCCAAGCUUACAUCACCUAUUUACAAGCUCCCAACUGGAAAAAAAGUGCAGCUGAGCUGUAAUUAUGAGGCGGAAACUUGGUAACCUGAGUCUCAGAUUGUCCUGUAAUGUCUGGCUCUUAUACUACAGACACUGCUCGACCUUGCUUUGGCAGUUUUCAGGAAAACAAAUGCUAAAAGACAUGGCCUGUACCUGCAACUUUACAAAAACGAGCAUUAGUUUAGUAACUUUUCGUAUGGGGGAAAAUUCCAAGAAGCACAAAUCACAGUGUUAGUAUAACAAAUGAAGAGGAUAAGGAUGCACAGCAACCCACACAUAAGAUGAGGUAAUAUGUGAGCAUAUGCAGUGAUAUUGAACUUGCUGCAUGACUUUGGACUCCUAACCUCAUUGGAACUUCACAGACUCUUAAAGAAUGCUGUUCAAGGACUUUUGUGAAAACUGAAGGUAAACACUGAUUUUGUUCAUGGACUUGUACAGUUCAAGUGUUCUUAAUAAAUAUGAAUUGCUUUGCAUUUGUUGCAGUUAGCAUCUA
Molecule: messenger RNA, 1165 nt
Organism: Pygocentrus nattereri (red-bellied piranha)
Lineage: Eukaryota; Metazoa; Chordata; Actinopteri; Characiformes; Serrasalmidae
Gene: airim
Product: c19h1orf109 homolog (H. sapiens)
Exons: 5
Coding region: 8-616 (202 amino acids)
Cellular component (GO): cytoplasm; nucleus
Source: RefSeq, a predicted model, not a curated record